UAGCUUGAGGUUAAAAGAGGUUAGCCGCGUGCAGCUGUAUUGAUAUACUCGCUUUGGUGGUGAAAUUGCGUCGAAGUCGAUAACUCGUCGAAGUUGUUAUUGACGUACAGUUUUCGGCCACGCGCUCGUAAGCACGAGGAGGAGUCGUGUAUUUGUUGACAGCGCGUUGUAAAACUGGACGGCCAUUCAUUUUUCGAGCUGACUUGAGUGUGCUAGCUCAGUGGCUAGCUGGCUAACUUGUUUACGAGUGUCAUUUCUGGCAAAGAAAGCGUCCCGGCUUUCAUGCCACCAGCUGUUAAACGCGAAAGAGUCGCAGAGUGACUGUUUCACGCAGUUCGCGUGUCUGCGCUUGUGUUACAUUAGCUUCGCGCACAGUUAACAGAAGUAAACUAAAAGCCAGGGGUAGAUCCGCUCGCACCACUCCGGUGUUUACUGAUAACUUGAGCUCUCUCAGCUGACCGUGCUUGGACCAGAGCUCAGCCAUCCUGGACACCAUGUCAGAGCUUUACAUUCGGGUGGCUGAGGAAGAAAAUGAAGAACCCAUGGAGAUCCCGUCAGAGGACGAUGGCACUGUUUUGCUGUCAUCUGUAGCAGCGCAGUUUCCAGGGGCUUGCGGGCUGCGAUACAGAAACCCAGAGACCCAGUGCAUGAGGGGAGUCCGGCUUGUGGAGGGUGUCCUGCACCCACCGGAGAACGACUGGGGAAACCUAGUGUACAUUGUCAAUUACCCCAAAGAUAACAAAAGAAAGAUGGAAGAAAUAGACGCUGCCACAGUUGUGAAAAUUAAAAGGGGCUUUCAGAAGACAUCGGAUCUUAUUGUCCUCGGGUUGCCAUGGAAAACAACAGAACAAGACCUCAAGGAUUAUUUCAGUACCUUUGGAGAGGUCAUCAUGGUGCAGGUGAAGAGAGAUGCAAAAACUGGCAAUUCAAAAGGUUUUGGGUUCGUCCGGUUCACCGACUACGAGACGCAAACCAAAGUCAUCGCUCAGAGACACAUGAUUGACGGGAGAUGGUGUGACUGUAAACUUCCCAAUUCAAAGGCAUGUCCCGAUGAGCCGAUGCGCAGCCGUAAAAUCUUUGUUGGUCGCUGCACAGAGGACAUGACAACCGAUGAUCUGAGGCAGUACUUCAUGCAGUAUGGUGAAGUCACAGACGUCUUCAUUCCCAAACCUUUCCGGGCGUUUGCUUUUGUCACAUUUGCUGAUGACCAGGUUGCCCAAGCUCUGUGCGGAGAGGACCUGAUCAUCAAGGGUGUCAGUGUGCACAUCUCCAAUGCUGAGCCCAAACACAAUAAUAGUAGGCAAAUGAUGGAUCGAGGGCGUUUUGGGGCUGUUCACCAACUCUUUCCCAAUUUCCCGGGAGGAAGCGCCUCAUUGGCAGCAAUGUUCGACAGAUCUCAGUAUCAUUUCCCCUCCUCCCAUGUGUAAAUGCUUUGUCAUCCAAGAACACAGCUUCACUCUGCAUAUACUGUAUUAGACGGUGGGUGUUGUCUUUUUUUCCUCUCCCCCUUUUUUAAUUUUUUUUUAAUUUUUGGGAUAUAGAAAUUUUGUCUGCUGUUGUCACUUUUUGAGAUCAGUGAGUGGGAUUGGUGUUGGCCCGAGUGAGAGUGAGCGAACGGGAGAGCGAAAUGAAAGAAAGCGGUGUGAGUAGGACUGUUGGUGCGGAGUUUUUUCUUUUUUUUGUUGUUUGUUUUUCUUUUGGUUUGUUUUGUUUUUUAAUUCAAAAGAGACAAAUGCCUGCGAGAGUUGAGAAGAACCUGUGGCUUUGUGCGAGUGUGAGAGGAAGAAACCAGUACGAGUGUGUUCACCAUGCCCAUCACAAGGACAUUUAUUGCAUCUCGAGAUCCCUACGGUCUCUUUCUCUCAUUGUUUUCUAUCAACCUUAAAUCUUUAAAAUCACAGUGAAAUGUCAAGUGCUAUGAGUAUUUGUAUCCUUUUGUAGCCUUCUCUUGCUAUCUGAUUUGACGUGAAUGCUGUGUCUGGUUGUGUGCUUUACUUUCUCCUUGUUACCACCCUCUCUGUGUGAAAAUGUGACCUUGUGCUAGUGAAGUCUGUGUGGGUGGGUGGGGUUGCGGGACACUGAAAGAGUGCUGAAGUUUGAAAGCGAGCUCAGAAGUUGAUGUGGUGAAUGUUUGACAAGUUCCCAUUGAAAGUUUGUGUUUGAAGUGGUUACGAAUGCAUUUUCUAUGUUUUGUGAAUAAAGGGAAGUCUGAAAUAAAAUUGAAUUUGACUAGG
Maylandia zebra (zebra mbuna) is the source of this 2234-nucleotide messenger RNA. NCBI's taxonomy places the organism in Eukaryota, Metazoa, Chordata, Actinopteri, Cichliformes, Cichlidae. The record is from RefSeq and is a predicted model, not a curated record.